Megalops cyprinoides (Indo-Pacific tarpon) is the source of this 2054-nucleotide messenger RNA. It is a transcript of the gene mkrn4, whose product is annotated as makorin, ring finger protein, 4. Gene Ontology annotation, molecular function: metal ion binding; ubiquitin protein ligase activity. Bases 162 to 1436 code for a protein of 424 amino acids. NCBI's taxonomy places the organism in Eukaryota, Metazoa, Chordata, Actinopteri, Elopiformes, Megalopidae. The transcript is spliced from 8 exons. The record is from RefSeq and is a predicted model, not a curated record. Gene Ontology annotation, biological process: protein polyubiquitination.
GUGCGCUUCCAUGCUACGGUUCUGGAGCUGAACUUUUCCCAUUUCCCCCUGACGUUACUGGUUGGUUGGAAGUUGAUGUGACGUAUCCGACUCGCUGUCUUGCCCGCUCUGCAGUGUCAUUCGCACAGAUACAGAGCGUUCUUGUUGGUCCGAAAACUGAGAUGGAGCGACACGGGGUUAUCUACAGAAAUGCCAACAAACGCGCUUUUAACGUAGGCAGAACACCUUGCAGACAGUUCAUCCGAGGGUCGUGCAGAUUCGGCGCCAGCUGUCACUUCUCACACGAGCUACCAGUGUUGCCAUCGGCAGAAAUCUGCAGAUAUUUCCAGAAGGGAGACUGCUGGUUCGGAGACCGUUGCAGGUAUCAGCACAUCCUUCAGCCAGGUGUUAGGAGCUCAGCUGGUAGAUGGGAGUCGGCGUCCGUGGCCCACGGCCGUGCUCCGCUGGACCGCCGUGGCUCCGAGCCCUCCAUUUCGCAGGCCCAGGGUGCCUACAGCGGGGCGCGCAGGGGGUCGGAGCCCCUGGUGACCGGCAUGGUCGCUAUGCAACACGGCUUUGAUCGCCUGACCAUGGGCAUCACUGAGGAAGAGGAGCAUACUGCUGCCGAGGCCUCACUAAGACCGUGUUUGCAGCAAGGUUUGUGGUCACAGCUACAACACUCAAGUCAAAAUAUCCCCCCGAGAGAAGGCCAGCAUCGCUCCAGGGCUGUACCUAGCACCCCCACACCUGGGCCAGGGGUGUCCCCGGCAGAAGCAGGGAUGCUGGCUGGAGACAGGAGGCAGGACUCUGGUGCUGGGAAGCCGUCGUUUGUGAAGACCUCCAGCCAGCAGGGGGCAGGGCAGGAUGGAGCAGCUGCCGUCUCUGGCAACAGGUGGUCAGAGGAGGCCUACCAACAGAGCAAAGACAUGAUGUGUGGCAUCUGUAUGGACAAAGUUUAUGAGAAACCCAGAGCUCAGGAACGGCGCUUUGGUAUACUGCCUAACUGUAGCCACGCCUUCUGUCUGGGCUGCAUUGUAACCUGGCGGAAAACCAAAGACUUCCAGGAUGACGUCAUAAAAGCUUGCCCACAAUGCAGGGUGAAGUCGUCUUACUACAUCCCCAGCAAGUUCUGGGUCAGUGAGGGAGAACCAAAGCAGGCACUAAUCACUGCUUUCAAAAACACAACAAGUAAAAUACGUUGCAACUUCUUCCUGCGGAACGGAUGCUGUCCCUUCAAGUCUGAGUGCAUCUACCGCCACGAGCUGCCCAACGGAUACAGGCCUCGUCGCAGACGCUCGCCUCCCGUGACCAGCACGCCCAGUCUGGAGGACUUGGACAGCGACAGCCUGCAGCUGCUGCAUUACAUCAUCGCACUGGCCCUGCUGGACGAUGAUGAGGUGCUCGAUGAGGAUGACUACUUUCAGCUCUACCUGGCCGAAGAUGGAGGCCUCGACUGAGUGGUCCCUCACCAGCCCUCGGGGUGGUAGACAAUGAUCUCGUUAACAUGUGAACUGCCUCUGGUAGCUUAUAGAAAAAAAACUCUGUAGUCCGUUUUUAUAUGUAUGAUGUUAAUCAUCCCACGUCAGUAAGCUACUGGUGGAGCAAGUGCAGUCACAUGUGGCAAAGUUUACCCUGGGCUGAUCUCAGGCCUCCAUCGGACUGGUUCCACCUUACUCUGAAGUAAAAACAACUGCCUGGACUCUUCCCACACUGGAUUGUUCAAGGUGGUCCCUUUGGCCAGCAGACCCAUUGCUUGGUCAUAGUGGUUACCAGCUCAUGUCCUUGACUAUGAAAUGACCUUCGGGAAAAGUACACAUUGACAGCAGGCCGGGGCUCUGUGAUGCGUGCCCUAUAGGUGGGGGGUGGGGGGUGGGGGCAGAUGAGCGGAGGUGCAGUGUUAUGGUGAACAGGUCUGAACUUAUGGUUGCCACUUCUAAGUUAGCUGUUGCAAUCACCAAGUUGAGUUAUUGGGUGGUUAUGUACGUGUUUGAAGAUGGUUCUGAUGAUUGAUUUCACAAUUUGUCAAACUUGCACGCUAGUUGUCAUUGAUGUGGACUGACUUGCUGUAGUUUGGG